Amphiprion ocellaris (clown anemonefish) is the source of this 8166-nucleotide messenger RNA. RefSeq names its product WD repeat domain 81 (gene wdr81). Lineage: Eukaryota; Metazoa; Chordata; Actinopteri; Pomacentridae. The record is from RefSeq and is a predicted model, not a curated record. Gene Ontology annotation, cellular component: mitochondrion. Gene Ontology annotation, biological process: aggrephagy. The transcript is spliced from 12 exons. Bases 417 to 6650 code for a protein of 2077 amino acids. Gene Ontology annotation, molecular function: protein binding; phosphatidylinositol 3-kinase regulator activity.
AUGGAUCACAUGAGAUGGGGCUGCUGUUGUGUCACGUGAGGCGUCGCUUCUAAAACAUGGCUCCAACUAGCUGAGAACAAAACACAAUCGGCUGACCGACCGCCGUCCGUCUGCUGAUACGCACCUGUAAACCACCAGGGCAUGGAGCUGGACCGUGUCUCCCCGCAGUAUCUCCCACUUCUAUCGAGUUAAUGUUGUACGAGCUCAGCAUGCGUUAAACCGGGACGCACCGUUAGCUUAGCGCUAACUAGCUGUCAGCGGCUACAAGUGAGGGGCAGGUGGAAGAGGAGAUUAUCUCUGUCCUUGAUGACUUUUAUUUCUUCCUCCAUGGAUGCCUGAAAAUUAUCCCCGGUAGGAGACGGCGAGGUGAACGCAGCUGACAAGUGUACCUCUGAACGAGCAUUUGGAGACUUGCCAUGGAUUGGCUGAUGCACGCAGUUGAGAGAGACUUGGGGGUCGACCGGCGGCAACAAGGCCCGGGUCCUCGUCCUCGAGAGCUCAUUGCCCUUGUUCCUACUCGCUGGUUGGUGGGCCUGAGGGACAGAAGGGUCAUGCGUUGUGCCCGAUUCGACAGCAUCAGCGAGGCAGAAAUUUGCACAUACCUUCAGUCCUCCCAGGCGAAGUUGCCUCCUGGCUGGACUCGGGUGUGUAUUCAGGGUCUGAGGAAAAGCAAGCUGAGCUACAGAUUGGCCAGAGACUCAUGCCAUCAGCAGAUGGAGUUCCUGUCACAGGAUUCUUAUGUCAAAACCAUGCAGUGUGUGUCACAGCAUAAUGUCAGGAAUCUGUGGCGUGAAGCUCACUACAAACUUGUCCAGGCAUAUGCAGGAGCCAGUGAACAGAUGCAUGUUGCAGCUGUAGAUGCUGUGCGUCAUGCGCUACAGAAGCUCUUCAAUACCACAUUUAUCUCAUCUGACAGAGUAUCGCCUUCUCUGUCUCCAGCCAGAGAGAAGGAGAAAGAAAACUACUUGCCAUCGAGUUCAUCUUGCUUUUCAAAGUCCCAGUCAGACCACCUCUGUCCUAAUGUUCUGCCUGCAGAAUGUCUGCUGGAGACAGCAGAGAUGUUGUAUGUGAUUUUACCUUAUGCUCAGUAUUCACUUCAUGAUAUUGUCUCCUUCAGCCCAGCCAAGCUUGCAAACAGCCAUGCCAAAGUGUUGUUCAUCCUCUACCAGUUACUAAUUGCUCUGCAAGCUUGUCAUGCAGCAGGUCUGUCUUGUGGAGAGCUGUCUCUUCAGGACAUAGCAGUAGAUGAGCAGCUCUGCAGCCGUCUCAAGCUCAACCUAGCCCAUUAUGAGGACCUGGGGACAGAAGGAAAUGCAGACAGGCAUGGUAGUGGUGGCAGACAAAAGCCAAACAAUAUGCUGCCAAGGGAAAGUGCAUGUGUGAGCCAAGACAACAAAAGACUGUGCAAAGAUUGCUUUGAUGAGCUGAAGACACUGGCUCUGGAUUGGGUUCAUGGCCGAGUCAGUAACUUCCGCUACCUGAUGGAGCUGAACAGGUUAGCUGGACGUCGAGAAGGAGACCCAAACUAUCACCCGGUGCUGCCUUGGGUCGUGGAUUUUACUGUGCCAUUUGGAAAAUUCCGGGACCUCAGGAGGUCAAAAUUCAGGCUGAACAAGGGAGACAAGCAGCUCGACUUUACGUAUGAGAUGACCAAAGAGGCUCUGGCUGCUGCAGUGGGUAAUGGGGUUGGUGGAAGCAGUGUAGGUGGAGACCUCAGUGGCUUUGCGGGUGCUGGUGGUGCUGGACAGUCCGACCACCUACACGUACCUCAUCACAUAUCUGACGUGCUCUCAGACAUUACCUACUAUGUCUACAAAGCCCGGCAAACACCUAAGUCAGUGCUUUGCAGCCAUGUUCGAUCCCAGUGGGAGCCCAAUGAAUACCCAGCUAGUAUGGAGCGGAUGCAGAGCUGGACCCCAGAUGAGUGCAUUCCAGAGUUCUACACAGACUCCUCCAUUUUCCGCUCAAUCCACCCCGACAUGCCAGACCUGGAUGUGCCUUCCUGGUGCAAGUCUUGUGAGGAGUUCAUUGAGGUUCAUCGGCGCCUUCUGGAGAGCAGAGAGGUGUCCCAGCAUUUACAUCACUGGAUAGACCUCACAUUUGGCUAUAAGCUGUCAGGGAAAGAAGCUGUCAAGGCCAAGAAUGUGUGCCUGCACCUCGUGGACAACCACACCAAUCUGACUACAUAUGGUGUAGUUCAGCUGUUUGACCAGCCCCACCCACCACGCUUAUCUCCUUCGCAGUAUGCCCCAGCAGAGCCUCCCCUCCUCGGCCUCGCUGCUCUUAAUGUGCCUUCUCUGCAGAUCCCUCCAAUAGACACUAUGAGUGACUCUGUAGAUGGGAUGGUGCCAGAGUCCACAGGGUGUGAGACAAGUGGCUGGACUAUGGUUGACAGAGAUGAAGAGCUUGAACAAGGUACAGAAGCUCUGGACUCAUUAGCAUCCACUGGCUCAUCCUCUUCUGCAUCAUGCUCUGUUCCACUGCCAAGCAUCAGCACAGUGGCAGGAAAGAUCGGAGGAGAGCACACAGCACUUUUUGUAUCUCAGUCUCCAAGUUCAUUUCCUGGUGAUUUCACAAGUGGCAUAGGUCCUGGUUUACGAAGUGCCAUGUUACAAAGAGGCGGGCCAACAAACAAAAAAUAUGGGGAAGCGAGUACGACUGCCCCCAAUGCGGAGGAAAUUAAACUCAUUCUCCCUGAGGGUUUCAACCCGUUGCAACCUUUGGAAGAGCUGGAAAAGUUGAACAAUUUCCUAGUAAAAAGCCUUCAUGCUGAAGUCUGGCAUCCUGCAGCAUCUAGGGACUGUAUGAGGGGGGGUGUGAUAAUUGAAUCUCUACCUGCUCUUACACAACUCUACCAAAGAGACAUGCAGGCCCUUGGUGUUCUCAUCGCUGAGAUAUUCUACUCUGCAAAACUGAGGGGACUUAAACCAGGCGUGCCCCUCAGGCAGCGUUUCCAAGCAGUAAUGAAGCUAUGCUCUGCCAACCUCCGUGAUGUGCCACUGUGUUUACACAAUGCUCUUGACACACUGCUGCUAAUAGAAAAGCACUCUGGAAUAGCACACAGAGAAACACCAGAUUGCCCAAAUCCACUCCUUUUUAAAUAUGAUCCCAUCUGCAAUGGUCUCCCCCCUCCAAACCCUCACCAGUUACUGAACUCCAUCAUCACUCCUUUUCCUUUCCCUUCCUAUUUUGCAGCUCUUCAUCGCUUUAUCUUUUCCUACCACGACAAGAUGGGGACUAUGUGCAGCCUUCAGGGAAGAGAUGUUGUCUUUCACCUGUGGCAGCAGCUGGAAGCCCUGUUGCGGAAUAAGAUCACAGCGGAGGGUCUUGAAAUUCUCUUGCCCUUCAUCCUUGCUCUCAUGCUUGAGGAAUCCACUGCUGUCUAUGCAGCUUGGUACCUUUUUGAGCCCAUCUCAAGAGUUCUGGGUCCCAGAAAUGCAAGCAAGUACUUACUGAAGCCGCUGAUCAACGUUUAUGAAAACCCUCACUGCCUACGCGGGCGUUUCUAUCUCUACACAGACUGUUUCAUUCUGCAGCUGAUUGUGAGGCUCGGCCUGCAGGCUUUUCUGUCCAGCUUACUGCCCCACGUACUGCAGGUCAUCACAGGCUUUGAAAGCUGCAUGUCAGACUCUGGAGGGGAAGCUUGUAAAGGGCUGAGGACUGGCAUGUGUAAUUUAGGAGAGGAGGAGGAGGAGGAGGAUUUUCAGUGUGGAGAGAUGCGGGCAUCCUCUGGGUCUGUUGGCGGCAAUAUGGGAGGCAGCAGUGGGGCCAGUGGAGGAGUGGGGGUGGUCGGAGACACUGGACUGGUUGACUACUCCUCUGGCAUCAGUCUCAGUGAUCAAGUGUUUCUGUCAGAGGCAGAGGACUUUCAGAAUGGCUUCUAUGUCAACAGUGGAGCAGGGGUUGCUGCUGGGAAACAGCAGAGCCAGAACUCUGCAGCCAAGGAACAGGACCAGGAGUCUCUAAGUGUGGGGAAACUAAGUGACAAAAGCAGCACAAGUGAACUCUCACUGGGUGAUGAUUCAAUGCGGGACAGAGCCAGUCUCAAAUCAGCUGACAGCAGCCAAGAUCUGAAACAUGCCAGUGAAGGAGAGGAGGGCGGAGAAUUGGAGGAAGAAGAGGUGACUGAGACUAAUGAUGGUAAAGAGGGGACAGAUGACCUUUCUGUGCUCAACCUUGAGCUCACUCUCUCCGGUUGUACACAAACUUCAGGAGCAACGGUUGCCACUCUAGAGGGAGAGUUUGUGAAUGGAAUGACACUGGAAGAGACUGAGAAAGGGAUGGUGACAGGACAGGAGGAGGAGGACCAUGAUCCCUCAGAAGAAUCUGAGGAGAAAGAGCAAAAGAUUCUUCUCGAUACAGUUUGCAAAACUGUUCGAUGGCUAUCAGCAAAACUUGGACCAACAGUGACAUCGCGAUAUGUAGCCAGAAACUUGCUGCGAUUGCUCACAAAUUGUUAUAUCGGACUUGAAAACCACCAAUUUGUGGCCCCAGUGUCUGAGGAGAACAGUUUGGAGAGUGUGGGAAUGGGCAGUGUGUAUGAGAAGAAACCUGUGGUUGGCGACCACACAGCAGGGCCAGUGUUAGACUGUCUCAUCUACAUAGCUCAACUUUAUGGAGAGCCUGUACUCACUUACCAGUAUCUGCCUUAUAUAGGAUAUUUGGUGUCUCCACCUUCUUCACAGCGUCUUAACACACGCAAGGAAGCAAGUCUGCUUGGUGCUGUUGCACUUACACAGAAGAUUAUCGUCUUUCUAUCUGAUACCAAUCUGAUGGACAUGCUUAUGAAGAUCAAUCAGGAUGUGCUGCUACCACUAUUGGACCUGCUUACCACUCCCCGUAUGGGAUUCCCCAGUGGGGUGCAAACUCGUACUGCUGUCUGUCUCAAGACGCUCAGCCUGAUGGCUCUGAUCUGUCUGCGCAUCGGGAAGGAGAUGGUGCAGCAGCAUAUGGCUGACACUCUUUGUCGGUUCUUUGCUGUUUUCUCUCUGCUGCAUUCUCUGCAGCCCCAGCUGGACAGUGCGCCUCGCAGAGUUGUGGGAGAAGUCACGGUGGUGGAUGUCUGUACACCUGAAGAGUCGAAUGUGACAUAUGAGAUGGCAGUUUUGGAGGAGCUGCAGACUGUAUUUAACCCUGAGAUGGCCCAUGCAUCCUACAUCCCUUUCUACUGCCUCAUAGGUGACACAGCAAUUCGGAAACUGGUUCCCAAUCAUGAGUUGGUCUGGCAGUUGGCCCAGUCCUACCAUCAGAGUGUGAGUCAAGGGAGUUCAGAGACGUACGCCACAGCAACAUCCAGGUUGGAGCAACCUGCAUCCACUGGUUUUGGCAGACGUAUGGGUUGUAGCCCAUUUCCUGCACCUUCAACUAGCUCCAACCCAGUGGGAGACUCCGUCCCCGAGUCGGGCACAUUUGGAAGUCGCCUUGUAGGGAAUCGUAUCCAAGUUUCCAGAGACAACGACUAUGGUGGCAGCCCCAACCCUGGCUUGGCCAGCUCUUGGGGACGCUCCAGUCAUACCACUCCCAUCAUAACCACUGCUUCCACCUUCACCACUCCAUCCACUGGCACAAUGUCUUUCUCCUCCUCUUGGGUGACGAGCCCCACCCCAGAGGACAGUGCCCUGAAGCAAGAGCUGCCUCGUAGUAGCCGCUCCCUGCAGGGCAACUGGCUGGCAUACUGGCAGUAUGAGAUCGGUCUCAAUCAACAGGAUCCACAUUUCCACUUCCACCAGAUCAGGCUGCAGAGUUUCCUGGGUCACUCAGGCACCACAAAGUGUUUGGCACCACUGGCAGGAGAGGAUUACUUCCUUUCUGGCAGUAAAGACAAGACUGUGAAGCUCUGGCCCCUGUAUAAUCAUGGAGAUGGGACAAAAGAGGUGGAGCCCAGACUGACGUAUAGUGAGCAUCGGAAGUCUGUCUUCUAUGUUGGACAGCUAGAGGCUUCACAGGAGGUAGUCAGCUGUGAUGGCACUGUGCACCUGUGGGACCAGUAUACAGGUAAGCACAUCCGCUCAUACGAUGCUGUGGAUGGGAAGAGUCCCAUCACAGCUGUCACCACCAUGCCAGCUCCACACUGCAGUGUUGUGUUUGGAAGUGCAGAUUCUGUCCUCCGCUUCAUUGAUCCUCGCAAACCAGGAUUGCAGCAUGAAUUUCGUCUGGCGUACAACAAUGUGAGUGCUGGGCUCAUUCGUUACCUGGCAGUGAGCCCCUCAGGACGUACAGUGGCUGCAGGUUUUUCAUCUGGCUUCAUUAUUCUGCUGGAUGCACGCACAGGACUUGUACUGAGGGGCUGGCCAGCACACGAGGGAGAUGUCCUCCAGAUGAAGGCUGCAGAAGGAAACCUGGUCAUCAGCUCCUCCACCGACUACACACUGACUGUAUGGAAAGAUCUUGAGCACAAGCCUCUUCGCCAGUACAGGUCUCAGUCUGACCCCAUCCACGCCUUCGACCUCUAUGGUUCAGAGAUUGUAUCUGGAACCGUGGCUAACAAGAUUGGGGUGUACUCCAUGGCCGACAUCUCUCUGAGUCCUGUUAGCAGCACAAAGCUGAGUUCAGAGAACUUCCGCGGCACUCUGACCAGCCUGGCAGUCCUGCCCACUAAGAGGCUUCUUCUGCUGGGCUCUGAGAACGGUGCCAUUAGGUUAUUAGCGUAAAUCAAUAGCUCUCUAAACAUUCUUUCCACUGACCUUCAAAGUGUCUUACUCCUGAAGACGCCAGGUGCCCCUUCAGUGCUCGAGAGCGGUUGUAUUGGUAGAGCAGGUUGUCAGUUCCUUUAAAUUGUUUCUUUAAUGAGGCAGCACAAGUAGGCGUUGUAUAAGCUUCAUAUCUACCCAAUCUUGCCAGUCUGGCUGUUGGCACUGAAUUUGAUGGACAGAAACGUGUGCCAGGCUAUUAAUAUUCAUCAUGUAUAUUGAAAAUGAAGUCCUUGAUUUUUUUUUAAAAAAGCUAUAGAUGUAUAGUAUAUAAUGGGAAAUUCUCAUCUUGACAAGGUAGUUUAUUCUUUUGUCUAGGUCAGAUAUUCUGUUCAAAAGAACGAAUUGGAAGAUAUGCUCAGGAAGGUUUUACGUAGUGUUUACACUUUUCCAAAUAGAUGCAUAACAAAACCAAAAAUACAUCGACCUCACCUUCCAUUUCCCUUAAUGAUAGAAUCAUCAUGCGUAUUCAAAUGCACUGAUUAAACUAUGCAGUAUUUGUAGAUCAAAUUGUUUGUGUUAGCGUUACUCCGUGUUUCAUGACAACUGGUUCACAGUAGUUUCUGUAUACAUCAUGAACAAUAAACGUUGACAGUCUGGGUGAACCUUCUCAGAGGAGACACUUCAAUUGUCAUCACGUACAUAAGUUAGUUAUUGAUGCACAGCCUUUAAUCUACUGCACAAGUAUGGCCUGAAUUGUAACAUUUAGAUUCUCACUCAGAUUUUAAAGACUGAAUGUUUUUAUCCACUAAUAAAUUACUUGAAGUUGCUUCGGGAGUUUCUAAACCAUGUUUAGGUGUUCUUGAUUUAGCACCCAGAACAUGUAGCAACAAUAUACUGGGAGUGUAUCCUGGCAGAUGCUGGUCUGACUGGAUAUACCAGUUGUUAGACUCACCACUUUCUAAUUUCUGACUCCAAAAACUAACAUAGUAACAGUCAAUGCUAAGAUAAACAUUUUUUUUUGUAUUUUAACCUUUAUAUGUAACUGCAGAUGAAUAAACUGAAAAAAAUCCAACAGAAAUUAUAAAUCAAUUAAAAAACAAACCAUGGUUUAACUCACUCCUUAUUGUGUAAUGCAAAUUAAUACACAGUAGUUUUUGUUUGCUCUUUAAACUCAGUCCAGCUUUGAUUAAUCUGACUCUUCUCAAAGCCCGGUAGCAUCCAACAAUCAUAGCUCUGCUCUUUGUAGGUUUUCAGGGCUUUCAUGUUGUGAAACACAGUUUGCCUACUUUUCUAAUUAUUUUCCUCAAGCUCAGAAUGCUCUGAUAAGUGUACAACACCUUUUGAAAUUUUGUGUUUUUUAGUCAACCCAGAGUAAAGGUUCAGUCACAAAAUGACCAACUUUGUUUUAAAAGGAAAGUUAGUAGUUGCACAUUGAUAAUUCGUUACAAUUGAUAUUCUGUGUCUGAACAUUUUAAGAGAAGUCGAUGAAAACACGUAUUUAUUAACUGGAUUAAUAAAAAUUGCUUUCAAGUUA